Molecule: messenger RNA, 1215 nt
Organism: Nezara viridula (southern green stink bug)
Lineage: Eukaryota; Metazoa; Arthropoda; Insecta; Hemiptera; Pentatomidae
Source: the annotation of a GenBank genome assembly
AGACAUUGAUUUAUAUUUUUUUUCAUUUUAUAGGUUGCUGUAAAGUGUAAUGACCCACUGACAUCCUUUGAUCUGAUGAAAGAGGAAGAAAAAGAACUCGAAAACCUUCAGGUGUCUAAUGUGGAAGGUAUGUGGUCGGAAUGGUCGCCAUGUUCUCGAACGUGCGAUGGCGGCACAUCAUUUCAAAUUAGAAAGUGUAAUGAAGUAAAUGGCUGCUUUGGUGAAACUCUUCGAUACAGAUUGUGCAAUAUGCAGGCCUGUCCUGAUGGAGUUGAGUUUAGAGAUCAGCAGUGUGCUUCCUUUAACCAAAUACCAUAUGAAGGACAGACGCUGGAAUGGAGUGCUUAUCAAGGACCUCAAGAUGACCCAUGUGAGCUUCGAUGUAUAGCAAAUACAGGAUUAGUUGCUACACUUGCUCCACAGGUUCAAGAUGGUACACGUUGUAAGCCAGGCACCCUUGAUCUUUGUGUUAAUGGUAAAUGCCAGAGAGUUGGAUGUGACCUGGUUAUUGGUUCAGAAGCUAGAGUGGACAUCUGUGGUGUAUGUGGUGGAGAUGGUUCUACCUGCACCCAGCCACUAUAUCACUGGGUAGUUGAACCAGCUUCAUUAUGCUCAGUUACAUGCGGUAAUGGCUAUAAAAUGUCUCAAGUUCUAUGUCGAAACAUCGUCACUGGUCAUAUAGUAGACUCCCAAUUAUGUGAUGAAUCGCAGAAGCCAGAAACAAAAAUGAUAGAAUGCAACAUUCAUCCAUGCCCAGCCAAAUGGGUAGGAAGUAGUUGGAGCAAAUGCUCUGUUAGUUGUGGAGGUGGAUCAAGAAGUAGAACAUUCAGCUGCAUGAGAAAAGCAAACUCUACUCUAACAAAGGUUCCAGACUUUCUUUGUAAGGGAACAAGACCUAGAGAAAGAGAGCCCUGUAACACUGUUCCUUGUCCUCCAACAUGGGAAGUUGGCCCUUGGUCUGGUUGCUCAGUUUCUUGUGGGGAAGGUGUUCAAACAAGAUCUGUGACUUGUAAGACAUCUCCAUAUUUUAGUACCGAAGAGAGUUUUUGUGAUAAAAAUCUUAAACCUGAUAGCACACAAUCUUGCACUACUGGCAUCCCUUGUAACACAGGAGACAAAGGAGGUUUUCUUCAUGGUUAUUUACCAUUUAGACCGAUAGCUGAAAGGCUUAUAAGUGAACCUGUUAUAUCAUCUCUUUCUUCUAAUCAACCAGAG